This is a messenger RNA of Exophiala xenobiotica, 756 nucleotides long. RefSeq lists its product as uncharacterized. The transcript has a single exon. NCBI's taxonomy places the organism in Eukaryota, Fungi, Ascomycota, Eurotiomycetes, Chaetothyriales, Herpotrichiellaceae. The record is from RefSeq and is a predicted model, not a curated record. The coding region runs from base 1 to 756 and encodes 251 amino acids.
AUGCCAUUCUUUCGCAAGAAGAGUAAGUCGGAGAAGCAUCCAAACAUGACUAACAAGCCCCCUUCAAGGCCCGGGACCGCUGACAGCUUCUUCCUUCCACCACGGCCUCCACCGCCUCCUGCUACUGUGCCGAAACGAAACGACACAACAAGUCCGGCCAGUUUUGCAUAUGACAACGGGUAUGGCAGCCUCGACCAUCGACUGAUCGAGGAACAGCAAAUACCACCACACAUCAGAACCACAGACCAACUGGCAGACUUCAUCAGAUCUCGACGGCAAGACGACAAUGACCGCUCAUCGAUCUCGUCUUCGCACUAUUCCACAGGAGGCUCAACCUUCAUCUCCAGCGCCGAUUCCGCGCGGUACACGACCUUCAGCGUGCAAGCGAAUCCAUAUGAGCUUCCGCGGCCCGGAUCUCAGCGCUCCAGAAUGGCGCCGGACUCAUACGUACCUCCUCGGCCUUCGGUGUCGUACAUGCUUCCGCGACCUGGUCCUCACAUUGCUAGGGUUACCUCGAAUCCGAUGAUCGCCGGUCUAAGCAGACGCUAUGUUUCCAGUCCGGUUGUUCGUGUCCUUCCAGGUACGACUCGCAAACACCCAUAUCAGGGGUACUGGGUGAGCAGAGGCACUAUGAGGAAGGUGCCUGAAGCACCCGACGUGAAUAAUUGCGGUAAGCGUAAGCGUAAGGGAAAGAAGACAAAGUCGGCGGCGGAGAAAGGCCAAUACGUGGAGACCAGUGGCUGGUAUGACGAUUGA